UCCAGCCGGGACCUUGGGCAGUUAUGACCUCCCAGGCCUCCGGCCACACGUCCGUGAUGUGAGACGGUCGCGAGAGGUGUUUUGUCGGGGGGCUGGGAGCUCUGAGUGAGGAGCUCAGCAGGAGGCAGAGCGCAGGGCCCGAUGGGCCAAAACGCCCAGAGCUCAUCUCGAUGCGGAGAGGAGGGGGGCUGUUACCUCGAUUCUGCACCAGAGAAAUGAGAGCGGGGGGUGACGCGCCCGGGGAGGAACUAGAGUCACACCCGGGUCCGGGCCCCCUGCCUCGGGCCACCUGCUCCUUCCAGACACAUCUGAGGGGAGACAAGGAGGUGGGGUCCGACCUCACAACGAGACUCUAGAGUAGAGGUGACCUCUCCCGGGGACCUUUCUGGGGCCGCAGACACAGCAGCCUGACAAUCUGAUGACAAAUCCACCAUAACAAUGACACUCGCUGGCCCCUGGCCUGGGUCUGACUUCCACGGGGCCCCUCGGCCCGCCGUGCCCGGGCAGAGCAGACCCCACAGCGACACUGAGGAUGCGUUCCCUGCCCAGCACGUGCUCUGUCCUGGGGGAAUCUGAGCAAGCGCUCCCGCUGACCCGACCUCUCUGCUCCAGGCCCUGGCCCUUCCACCCAAAAGGCUGCCCGGCCGGGUGGGGGCUACGUCCAUCUGAAGCACGCAGCAAAAGGCGCCUGCAGAGACGGACGCGCAGCCCUGCCCUUGGAGGGCAGAUACCCCAGCUGCCCAUGCAGGGCAGCUGGCUUCCCACAAGCAGACAAUGUUUGUCCAGGGCCCAGAAGGACGGGCAUGGAGCUGCAAGACUGGCCUCAGCAACGGCUCUGGAGGGCUGGGAGAUGGAAGCCCACAACCUGGAAACCGAGAAGGCGGCCCUUCCGUCUGAAGCCUCAGGAGAAUUUGUAUACAGCUGCUUCCGAAGCAAUGAUUCACCCCACGGGGUCCCCACCCUGCACGGCCAGCUGCAAACAUGUGCUGCCCUUCGAGGCAAAAGGAAGUAUGACCGAGAGUGAGGCCGGGGCCGGUGUGGCCCAGAGGGUAGCGGAUCGGGUCUCAGAAGAUUCUUCUCAGGCCUUGAAACUCAAUGGGCCCCUCCCUGCAGGAUUGUGAACUUGCCGGCAACGGGUGACGCCGCCACUCCCUCGAGUGUGUGCCUUUUGGAGCGGAACCGUCCAUCCCACACUUGCCCACCAUGGUAUUUGGGAAGCAGAUAACUUGUUUUCUAGCUUCAUGGGUCCACAGAUGGAGAGGACUCUUGCUUCAGGAUGGGUCAUACCCGGAGUGUCACCUGUACCUGAUUCGGAUGAUGGAACUUGGGACUUUUGAGCUGAUGAUACUUAAAUGGGAUUUUGGACUGAAAGUCAAAGCUCCAAUGGUGAGGCUUUGGGGAGCUGGGCUCCAGUGAACAUGUUCUGCACACGAGAUGGGCUUGGAUUUGAGGGACCAGACGGGUGGACUAUGGGUUUAGUGGCGGUCCCUAAAAGAUAUGUCUACCCAGAGUCUGUGAACGUGACCUCAUCUGGAAAGAGGGUCUUUGCAGAUGUAGAAAGAUCUCAGGAUAGUGCCCUCUCGCAUUGAGGUGAGUUCUAAGUCCUGCGACACACGUCCUUAUAAGGGAAAGAAAGGGGAGCAUGUGGACAAAAGGCAACGUGGUAAUGGAGGCAGAACUUGGAGCCAUGCCAAGGGCUUCCUGAGCCUCCAGAAGCUGGGAGAGGCGUCUCAGGACCUCCAGAAGGAGCCAUCCCUGCUGACACCUUGAGUUCAGACUGCUGGGCUCCAGACAUGGGGGGAGCCCGUGGGGCUGGUCACAGCAGCCCUGGACACUGACUCGCCUGAGUCUGAUCGAGUGAACUUGGACCACUUCCAGAUCCUGCGUGCCAUCGGCAAGGGCAGCUUCGGCAAGGUGUGCAUCGUGCAGAAGCGGGACACGGAGAAGAUGUACGCCAUGAAGUACAUGAGCAAGCAGCAGUGCAUCGAGCGGGACGAGGUCCGCAACGUCUUCCGCGAGCUGCAGAUCCUGCAGGAGAUCGAGCACGUCUUCCUGGUGAACCUCUGGUACUCCUUCCAGGACGAGGAGGACAUGUUCAUGGUAGUGGACCUGCUGCUGGGGGGCGACCUGCGCUACCACCUGCAGCAGAACGUGCAGUUCUCCGAGGACACCGUGCGGCUGUACAUCUGCGAGAUGGCGCUGGCCCUCGACUACCUGCGCGGGCAGCACAUCAUCCACAGGGAUGUGAAACCCGACAACAUUCUCCUGGAUGAGCAAGGACACGCACACCUGACCGACUUCAACAUCGCCACCAUCAUAAGGGACGGCGAGAGGGCCACCGCGCUCGCCGGGACCAAGCCGUACAUGGCUCCGGAGAUCUUCCAGUCUUUCGUCAAUGGAGGGACCGGCUACUCCUUCGAGGUGGACUGGUGGUCGGUGGGGGUGAUGGCUUACGAGCUGCUGCGAGGAUGGAGGCCCUAUGACAUCCACUCGAGCAACGCCGUGGAGUCCCUGGUGCAGCUCUUCAGCACCGUGAGCGUCCAGUACGUCCCCACCUGGUCCAAGGAGACGGUGGCCCUGCUGCGGAAGCUGCUCACCGUGAACCCCCAGCACCGCAUGUCCAGCCUGCGGGACGUGCAGGCGGCCCCCGCGCUGGCCGACGUGCUGUGGGCCGAGCUGAGCGAGAAGAAGGUGGAGCCCGGCUUCGUGCCCAACAAAGGCCGCCUGCACUGCGACCCCACCUUCGAGCUGGAGGAGAUGAUCCUGGAGUCGCGGCCGCUGCACAAGAAGAAGAAGCGUCUGGCCAAGAACAGGUCGCGGGACAGCAGCAGGGACAGCUCCCAGUCGGAGAAUGACUACCUUCAGGACUGCCUCGACGCCAUCCAGCAAGACUUUGUGGUUUUUAACAGAGAAAAGCUGAAGAGGAGCCAGGACCCCUCAAGUGAGCCCCCACCUGCGCCCGAGCCCGGGGAGGCGGCGGAGCUCCCGGCAGACAGCGAGGGGGCACUGUCCGCCCUGCCCACGUGCGGCUCCAUCUGCCCCUCGGCUGGGAGCAGCUAGGCGGCCCCCGGCCUGGACUUAACUCAGGUCACGUCAGAGACUCAGGGCCUGCAGGGGGCGGGCGGCGGGCGAGCCUAGGCUGCCCUUUCCCAGCCGAGCAGCCCAGCGCAUCCAGACCACGUGCUCACUGAACAGCUGACCACCGUGCCUGCCCUCGGUUCUGGGUGGAACAUGGUGACAAGUGGCAGUCAUGUGGCCGAGAGCGGUGGGCAGGGAGGGUGGGCGCCCCCUGGGCUCUGGUGACUGCGGUGGUGGAGGGAGGCAUGCAGCUGCCCACCCCUGGCCCUCCUGGUGGCCCCCUGACCGGGCCGUGGUGGCACAGGCGCUCUGGUCCCCUGGACGUGGCUGCCCCCCGGGGUGAGCUUGCUGCCCGGAGCUGUGGGCCGGCCCAGGGUCUGCUGGGUUCUUGUACAUCAAGGUGGGGGGGGCAUGGGUGUGAAGAAUGUUUUACAAACUGUU
Molecule: messenger RNA, 3519 nt
Organism: Sus scrofa (pig)
Lineage: Eukaryota; Metazoa; Chordata; Mammalia; Artiodactyla; Suidae
Gene: STK32C
Product: serine/threonine kinase 32C
Biological process (GO): G protein-coupled receptor signaling pathway; regulation of signal transduction; protein phosphorylation
Molecular function (GO): ATP binding; G protein-coupled receptor kinase activity; G protein-coupled receptor binding
Source: RefSeq, a predicted model, not a curated record